AUGGCUAACGCGGCAGCGAAGAAGUUGGCUUCGACCAACACGAAAGAGCUUGCAAAGCUCCACAGAAUAUCGCUGGCGAUUUUUGUUGCCACUUUGGUUGUGACGUUCAUCAAGGGCCGACGUCUCAAGUCGCUUUUCUUUUUGUCGAUCCCAGAAAUGGUCGUAGAGUACAUCAUUGAGAAAAACUCUCGUCCAAAGUACAUUGACGGCCAACUAGUUAACCCUGGAGGUGACAUCAAUCAAAGCGGCUUGACAGAGUACAUGCUGGAUACUAUUUACAUGUCCUGGGUUUGCCAGAGCCUUUCAAUUCUCUUUGGUGUGCGGGCGUGGUGGCUCUUCCUCGCAGUGCCGCUGUUCCUAGCCUAUAAAGCGGGAAGCUUGUUGUUUGCCGGACGAAAACUGUUGACCGGCAUGGGAGGAGGCAGUGCUGAAGCGGAGCCUUCGCCCAGCGAGCCUGGGAUGUCGAAGCGGCAAGAGAAGCUUCGCAAGCGAAAUAAGCAAUAG
Molecule: messenger RNA, 504 nt
Organism: Wickerhamiella sorbophila
Lineage: Eukaryota; Fungi; Ascomycota; Dipodascomycetes; Dipodascales; Trichomonascaceae
Product: Meiotically up-regulated gene 69 protein
Exons: 1
Coding region: 1-504 (167 amino acids)
Biological process (GO): vacuolar protein processing
Cellular component (GO): intracellular membrane-bounded organelle
Source: RefSeq, a predicted model, not a curated record